AUGGCCCCCAAAGAGGAAUACCUCUUGAUUGCCCAAAAAAGAGCUGAAGAGAAAAAGACUCACGUUAGUUUUCCUCAAUUGAAGUACCCUUCUCUUAGAGAUGAAGGCUUUAAGGACCCGGUACAAUGGCUCACAGGAAAAGCCAUGGAUGACGGAGCGGAAGGCUUGUGGCGCGUAAACAAUGGAAUUUACGAUUUGAAUGAUUUUGUUAAAAGGCAUCCCGGAGGAGCCGAGUGGUUGGAACUCACUAAGGGUACAGAUAUAACUGAAGCAUUUAUGUGCCAUCAUUUAAGCCCUCAUGUAGAGAAAAUGCUUGAAAAAUUUUACGUUAGGAAUGCAAAGACGCCACGAAAUUCACCAUUUACAUUUAAAGAAGACGGUUUUUAUCAAACACUAAAGAGAGAAGUUGUAGAAGAACUAAGAAAAGUUCCAUCACAUGUUCCCAAAUAUGCUGAUAUGAUUACUGAUGGAAUGUUUGCGACAUUGCUAUUGUCGUCGGCAUUGGCCUGUUGGGCUAAGCACAACUUGGUUGUUAAUGUUGCAUACUUGGUGGCUUCCUUAUCUUUGAGUUGGUUAACUGUGAAUGCACAUAACUAUAUUCAUAGGAGGAACAACUGGAGAAUGUACUUGUUCAAUUUCACCAUGUGGUCUUACAGGGAUUUCAGAGUAUCACACGCUCUAUCUCAUCAUUUAUAUCCUAACACUCUAAUGGAUCUCGAAGUCAGUGGUUUUGAACCAAUAGUUUGGUGGAAUCCUCGAAAGAAUGUGCCUAUGACUUAUAAAUUUGCUUUUUUGUUUGAAUUGAUUGCGUUUCCUUUCGGAUUUAUCCUCAAUUUUAUCAAAAGAUUUUUAAGAAAUUUUACAAUGGAAAAUUUCUUCAAAGAUCAUUACCGUUGGCAUGAUGCUGUCGGUUUUCUUCUCCCAAUAUGGAUGUAUGUUGCUAGUGGUGCUACUCUGUAUGAAACAAUUGUCAUGUGGUUAUGGAUCCUCUGCACCGGUAGUUUUAUUUUCUUUUGGAUCGGAUCAACUGCCGCACAUCAUCAUCCGAAGAUAUUUAAGGAUGGCGAUCAAGUCAGGGAUCCUGAACCUGACUGGGGUAUGCAUGAGUUGGAAGCCGUCAUGGAUAGAACAGAUAUUAAUGUAAAUCUUUUCAAAGUGUUGACUUUCUUCGGCGAACAUGCCCUACACCAUCUCUUCCCGACAUUGGAUCAUGCAGUGUUGCCAUACCUUCAUCCAGUCUUCUUGAAUAAUUGCCAGAAAUUCAGGGCUAAUUUCAGAAUGACUUCAUCUCUUGACUUGUUUAUUGGACAAAUUCAACAGACUUUGAAAACAGAGCCUAACGUUCUUGUCGAUAACUAGGGUUUAUUUUAAAUUUUAAAUUUUUUAAUUUCUUAGGGUUUAUUGUUUAUUAAAAAUAUAUAAAGUUGAAAAUUAACUUGUUUAACCAUAAAUGGGCUGUUUCUUUUUAUUAUGUCAAAUAGUUGACAAGUACUUUGACUACACUAAUAAGGGAGUUACCACACUUAUUGACGCGAAAUUGGCUUGAGCCGGUCGGAAAAAGAUUUACGUCCUUGCAAUAAGAGCGAAAAGAGUUGCGCGUUUGGCUUCUGCUCGGACUGUCGUCGACGCGAAACGCGUAACGCCUUUUUAGGUCGCAUUUCAUGGAUACAAAGAUUUUUUUGACCGGCUUAAUGCGAUUCCGUGUCAAUAAGGCUGUUUUCUGAUUUGUCAUUGAUCAGGAAGCGCACAUUGAAAUAUAAGGGCUCGGUAAGCUUUCGAUACUGCGUAUACCGAGCGAGCAGAUGCCGCACCAUUACCGCACCGAAAAAUAAGGAAACGACCUAAGUGUGAUCACUCCUUUAAGAUAAUUCUUAAAAAAGAUAAUUUUGUCAACAACGUUUUCCAACAAGAUCGUAUGCUGCUUAUAAUUAAAUUUUAUGUAAGUGAACAUUAGCAGAUAAUCUAUUUAUAAUUAUAAUUAUCUUAUCUGUAAUACUUGGGUACUAAGAAGAAAUAAACAUCACUUUUCAACUGUAUUGUUACUUUGUACAAUACUUGCAUUAUUUUAAAGAAUCAGCAGUGUGACAUAGACAGCAACUAUGUCGAAAGAUUCUUGCUUACUUUUUUUCUAUUUUAACGAAGAAUUGUUUUUAUAAGACUGUCAAUUCUGGUUUCCCCAAGGGGAAAAGGAGGGAGUGUAUGUAUAUAAAGAUACAUUUGGUGAUGGCGAUAACACAAGAAUUAACAGUUUUGCUUUAAUUCCGACAGUCAAGAAAAUACAAGAACAUAUUGUUGAAAUGAACACGUGACGAUAAAUAAUUGACUAUU
Messenger RNA from Hyposmocoma kahamanoa, 2328 nucleotides. RefSeq names its product cytochrome b5-related protein-like. Gene Ontology annotation, cellular component: mitochondrion. The record is from RefSeq and is a predicted model, not a curated record. NCBI's taxonomy places the organism in Eukaryota, Metazoa, Arthropoda, Insecta, Lepidoptera, Cosmopterigidae. The transcript is spliced from 5 exons. Gene Ontology annotation, biological process: lipid metabolic process. Bases 1 to 1359 code for a protein of 452 amino acids. Gene Ontology annotation, molecular function: heme binding.